This is a messenger RNA of Pezoporus flaviventris, 684 nucleotides long. RefSeq names its product single-pass membrane protein with aspartate rich tail 1 (gene SMDT1). Bases 101 to 394 code for a protein of 97 amino acids. The record is from RefSeq and is a predicted model, not a curated record. The transcript is spliced from 3 exons. Gene Ontology annotation, cellular component: uniplex complex; mitochondrial inner membrane. Gene Ontology annotation, biological process: mitochondrial calcium ion homeostasis; calcium import into the mitochondrion. Lineage: Eukaryota; Metazoa; Chordata; Aves; Psittaciformes; Psittacidae.
GCCACCCCGCCCCUCCCCUUAAACCUCGCGAGAACAGGAGGCCCCUCAGCCCCGGGUGACGCCUUGGCCAGGCGGUUACGGGAGCCCAGCCCGAGGGAGGAUGACCACAGCGGGCGGGCGGCUGUUGGCCGCGGCCGCGGCUCACUCGGGACGGGUAUGGCGGGGCGGGCCGCGCCUCACACCGGCCGUGCCGCUUGUGCCCUCCCGGAGCGCCACCGUUACUCGCAGCGGCGCCAUUUUGCCCAAGCCGGUUAAGACGCCCUUCGGUCUCCUCAGAGUGUUCAGCGUGGUGAUUCCCUUCCUGUAUGUUGGCACUCAGAUCAGUAAGAACUUCGCAGCCCUGCUUGAAGAACAUGAUAUCUUUGUCCCAGAGGAUGAUGACGACGAUGAUUAACGGAAGUGUCACAGAAGAACAGAAGGGAGAAAGCCAUUGGCAAAGCAGUGGUUCCAACAUCUGUCACCUGUGUUUUGUCCUUCCUGAACGGGACGGGGGCUCUGUGUCCCCUUUGCCAGUGAGUGUCCUGCACAUCUGUAUGACAGAAUCUGUAGAUGCGGGUUGAAGGAAGUGCUUGAUAGGCCCUGCACCCUCACACACACACAUGCUCACCUCAGCAGAGACUGCUUGGGAUUCCUUGUAUUAGCAGCAUGGAAACACUUAAUUAAAGAUCAAGAGAUUAAGAUGUA